Molecule: messenger RNA, 3271 nt
Organism: Mya arenaria
Lineage: Eukaryota; Metazoa; Mollusca; Bivalvia; Myida; Myidae
Product: heat shock 70 kDa protein 12B-like
Exons: 9
Coding region: 395-2149 (584 amino acids)
Molecular function (GO): ATP-dependent protein folding chaperone; ATP binding
Source: RefSeq, a predicted model, not a curated record
UUCCUUGUUGAGCGACUUGGCACGGUUACAAUCUACUUCAUACUGUUUAUCGACCUGCUUUUGUGUGAACAAGUUAAAUAGCUAACUUGUUUGGACAAUAAUAUUUGGGGAAAUUAAUUUGUGAAUAGUGCUGUAAAUAUAACGAUUUUACCAUUAAACAGUGUGUUUAAGUGAUGUCUAUCAUAUUACGACAUUUGUAAUGUAUUUGGAACAUACUGUUCUACUAAAAUCACGAACUGUGUACUCUACUUUCGAUUUAGGUAGCUGUGUACAAGGUAAAUACGAAAGUUGAGUUGGGAUGUUUUUCCAUUUAAAUAAUUACUCCUAAUAUUUAUACGCGUGAACUAUAAGACAACAUUUGGUCAAAAAAUCACCGAAUCCAUCGAAUCUUACGAUGUCUGAACAUCUGCUAGUGGUAGGGCUGGAUUUUGGUACGACAUACAGUGGGUACGCGUUCCAGUUUCGCCAUCAGUACAACCCUUCGGAGCCCACGGUUAUCUGCGCUCCACAAGCCUGGAGCGACGGGAAGACCAAAGUGCAUUCGAUGAAAACCCCGACAUGUCUCCUACUGAACGCGGACAAAAGCAUCAACAGUUUCGGCUUUGAGGCUGAGCGAAGGUACAUCGAGAUAUGCGAUGAAGACCAGGAAGAUGAAUACUACUUCUUCAGGAGAUUCAAGAUGAAGCUACACAAUGUCACGGAAAUCAACGCAUCCACCAUCCUUGAGACUGAGGACAAGAAGAAACAGCUACCAGCACUGGAGGUGUUCGCAAAGUCUAUAGAAUGCUUGAAGAUGAAAUUGAUAGAGGAUCUAGGGAAGAUGCAAGAGAUCCUGCGGCCGGAUAAAGACAUCUUUUACGUUCUUACUGUGCCAGCCAUCUGGAAUGAAAACGCUAAGCGCUUCAUGAGACAGGCCGCGAAACAGGCGGGUAUCGAGAUGGACAAAUUGGAGAUCUCCCUGGAGCCGGAAUGUGCGUCCCUUUUUUGCCAGUACCUUCCCGUGGACCGCUUCACUUCCGGUGGCGGACAGGCACAAUGCGUUCUGACGGCUCCUGGUACCGUGUACAUGAUCGUGGAUUUAGGAGGCGGAACGGCGGACAUCACGGUGCACGAGAAACUGUCUGGCGGGAAACUGCGCGAGGUUCAUCACGCAUGUGGUGGACCAUGGGGAGGCACAAUGGUCGACAGCUACUUCAUACAGAUGCUCAGCACCAUCGUACAGCCUCUUACAUUUGCUGAAUUCAUGAAAAUUCAUGCUGGUGAUUACCUCGACCUAAUGCGAGACUUUGAGCUACUGAAACGAAAGGUGUCGACAAAAACAGAGCACCCAUUGACAAUAAAGAUACCUCCAACUUUGAACGAAGUAACACUACAAUGGUUAAAGAAGUCGUUUAAAGAGGCCCUUGAAGACAGCGAGUAUUCUGGGAGAGUUUAUGUGACAAAGGAUAAGCUGAAGAUUACUGCGCCGGUAGCGAUGCAAUUGUUUCAGCAAGUUGCGGACCGAUUGUUGCCUACCUUGGAGUCUUGCGUUGAAGAGCUGAAAAAGAAGAGGUUGCCGCCCGUCUCCCUCAUACUGAUGGUGGGCGGCUUCUCGGAGUCUCUCUAUAUACAGGAGGUAGUUCAGGACAUGUUUAGCCGUCAGGGAGGUAUCCGCGUGCUGGUACCGGAAGAAGCGGGCCUGUGUGUGCUCAAGGGAGCCGUGGUUUUCGGGCGCAAACCAGAGAGCAUCGACUCCAGGAUUCUUCGCUACACUUACGGGGCGGAAGUCACACCACCGUUUGACCCGGCUCUUUACGACCAAGCGAAACGUACGAAAGACGGCAAACGUUGCGCUAACGUCUUUAAAGCGUUUAUGGAGCGGGGAAAGGAACUAAGACACGGGGAAGAACUGAAGACCAUUUACCACACAACGGCGCCCAAUCAGAAAUCUAUCGCACUAAGAAUUUUCGCUGCGGAAAAGGAUGUGAAGUACACCACGGACGAUGGAUGCAACUUUGUUGGCACACUGACGAUGAAGUUGAAUACGCCGCGACCUGAGCUGCAGGAUUUGGCCGUCGAAUACAUAUUUGGUGGAACGGAAAUAAAAGUUGUUGGCACCGAAGUGAAAACAAAUCAUACAUGUGAAGCCACGAUUCGAAUGAAUGAAUAGAGCGUUUUACAAAGUGUAUAAGAGUAUUAUAUAACACAAUAAGUAUGUGAUGUCACACGCAAAGGCGAUGUCUACACUCUAAGGCGUUUAACUACAGUCGAACCAGGUUGGCUUGAAUUCCAAGGGACCGGCGAAAAAACCUUGAGCCUCUGAAAUUUCAAGCCAAGAGGAAAUGCUUAGCUUUUAAAUUAGUAUAAAGAAAGCGGUCCUUUACAUCCAGUUCGAGCCAACGAGGAAUUCGAGCCAAGCGAGUUCGGGCCAAACGUGGUUCGACUGUAGUUUAGAACAAUGACUUCGUAAGAUUGUAUAGUGUGUAUUUAAGAAGUGCUCUUCACAGUAUUGAUAUACCACGGUGAACUACAAACAUAAAUGGGUGCGUGUUUGAACGAAUUGAGUAUGUAAUAUGUGUUUUUUUUCUCUCGAGCAUCAAGCUCUCAAACCCAACUGCUGAACUUAUAAUGAAUGUCGUGGUAGAAUAGUGGUUUUGUAUGUACAGUGUGUUACUGAUACAGGACGUUGUAUAAGCCAUCCAAUAACCCCUUGCCAAAACGUCAAAAACCUUCAACUCUCGACCCAAUUUGUCAAAACACGUUAAGUCCCUAAUGCAAGGACUAAGCUAAACUCGCUAUUUUCAAUGGUUUGAUUUUAAAAUUCUUACGAACUUUUAGAUUUGAAAAGAAAAUAUAUUUGAUUAUAAUCACAAUAUACCAUUUCUGUUUAGAAAAAGGAACAUUUAAGUAAGACAUUUGAUUUAAUGAAAUAAGCCACUAAGGCUUGGCAUUCUUAAAAACUUUCAAGAAAAUGGGACCUGAACUAGGCUAUGUUUAAUAACACCAGUAUUUUACCAGAUAUAAGGGCACAAUUAUUCCCAUCAAACAAACAUGACAGAGUUUCUUUCCGUGCUUCGAGAACAACAAUUUCAGUAGUGUAUAAAAAUGUAUGUUUUGAACUUGAACUAUCAGCCGACCUAACUUACAAAAGCGUAUUGACGUUGACGGCUCUAAGAGGAGAGAAUGAAUUUGAAUGAACCAUUCAUUGUGCUGUAUGCGCCUUUUUGUACAACUGGAGUUAAGUUGUUUUUUUUAUAUAAAUAUAAAAAUCAGACAAUCACGUUAUGUUUAU